This is a messenger RNA of Tribolium madens (black flour beetle), 1155 nucleotides long. Its product is annotated as protein lifeguard 4-like. Gene Ontology annotation, cellular component: membrane. Gene Ontology annotation, biological process: negative regulation of apoptotic process. The record is from RefSeq and is a predicted model, not a curated record. The transcript has 5 exons. The coding region runs from base 154 to 906 and encodes 250 amino acids. NCBI's taxonomy places the organism in Eukaryota, Metazoa, Arthropoda, Insecta, Coleoptera, Tenebrionidae.
AAAAAAACAGUUUUUUUCAAUAUUUCCCCCACUCCGUAACUUUGACAGUCAGUUGUUUAGAAUUGUCAAAGCUGUUCAAAAUAUUUAUUAAUUUCCCGUGUUUUAUAAUUAAUUAGAAUUCCAGUAAGUGUGUGCAGUGAAAGGUAUUUCAAAAUGUCAUCGACGGUUCCUCUCAUCCUGGAGGAAGACUGUGAGCGAGGGGGCAAAGACAUGGACGAGGAAGGCAUUGAGAACGACUUCGCUUACCGCAAUAAUGUCAUGCAGGCCUCCAAAGCCAUUCGUUUGGGGUUCAUUCGGAAAGUUUACGGAUUACUUAGCAUGCAAUUGCUUUUGACUAUUGUGGUAGCCUCAAUUUUUAUGUUUACACCACAGAUUAAGAGUUUCGUGCAUGAAAAUGAAUGGAUGAUAUUGAUCUCAUUUAUUCCCAGUAUUUUUUUGCUUAUUGCCCUCAUCGUCAAAAGACGGGACACCCCUGCUAAUUUGAUUCUUCUCGCAGCAUUUACAGUAGUUGAGGCCUACACUGUUGGUGUUAUUUUGACUUACUACUCCCAAGCAGUGGUGCUUCAAGCACUUCUCUUGACUUUGGUCAUAGUUGGAAGCUUGACUUUCUACACUUUCCAGACCAAACGUGAUUUCUCAGCGAUGUAUUCAGGUUUAUUCGCAGGUCUGGGUAUUUUGAUUGUCGGUGGAUUUUUACAAAUCUUUUUCCACUCAAAUACAUUUGAAAUCGUCAUCUCGUUAGGGGGUGCGUUCUUAUUCUGCCUGUUUAUUAUUUUUGAUACACAAAUGAUGAUGAAAACCCUGUCCGCUGAAGAGUACAUUUUGGCCACUAUCAAUCUCUAUUUGGACAUAAUCAAUUUAUUUUUGUAUAUUUUGCGCAUUUUGCAGGCGCUGAACCGGCAGUAAUUACAAUUGUGCUUUUUAUUUCGCAGAUUAAAGCAAAAUUACUGUACUUUUUGCACAAUUUUUUAUUUUGUUUCUAAGAAUAGUGAGUUAUUGUUCCUGGAGGAGUGCUGUAAUUACUUAAUUUGCACAUUUUUUAAACAAAUUGUGAUAAUGUGUACUGAAGUGUUGAAAUGAAAAUCGUUCAAAAUUAUUUUAUGUCUACACUUUCAUAUGUUGUGUAAAAAACUGUAUAAUAAAUAAUUAAUUUUA